AUGGGAAAUGCGGAUACAAAGCUUAAUUUCAGAAAAGCUGUUGUGCAGCUGACGUCGAAAACUCAGCUGAUAGAUGCAGAGGAUGACACAUUUUGGGAUCAAUUCUGGUCUGAAAAUGUUUCGAAUGUUCAGGAUAUCUUUACUCUGAUUCCUGCACCUGAAAUUCGAAUCUUAAGGGAAGAGGCACCUUCAAAUUUAGCUACGUUAUGCUACAAAGCCGUUGAAAAGCUGGUGAAGGCUGUAGAUAACAGUUGUCGUACACAGAGGGAACAUCAGACAGUACUUAAUUGCUGCCGUCUAUUAACGCGGCUGUUGCCUUAUAUCUUCGAGGACCCGGAUUGGAAGGGAUUCUUUUGGUCGAGCUUACCGGGCAGAGAGGAUGACGAAUGCGUACCAUUGGCUCACUCUCUCCUUAAUGCGAUUUGUGAUUUAUUAUUUUGCCCUGACUUUACGGUUGCCGUUAACAGGAAAUCUGGCCCGGAUAAAGCAGAGGAAUUGCAAUCAAUUGAUAGUUGUGAAUAUAUAUGGGAGGCUGGUGUGGGAUUCGCACAUUCACCACCGAUGCAUCUAGAUCAUAAUUCAAACAGGACAGAGUUACUAAAACUUUUAUUGACUUGUUUUAGCGAGACUAUGUAUAAUCCUCCCACAGAUCUAUCUGUUUCACCUAAUAGAUGGAUUCAGCAUCUCACGAGUACUGAAAAUAGACAUGCUCUACCAAUGUUUACAUCCUUACUGAACACAGUUUGUGCAUACGACCCAGUUGGUUUUGGAGUACCAUAUAAUCACCUCUUAUUCGCCGACUCCUCAGAACCAUUGGUCGAUGUUUCAUUGCAGAUUUUAAUAGUUACUUUAGACCAUGAUACCAGUGGGGGAGGGCCCACGGAAGAAGGGGCUGCAGGAGACAAUCUGUUCAUUAAUUAUUUAAGUCGCAUACACCGGGAUGAAGAUUUCCAAUUUGUACUAAGGGGAAUCACCAGGUUACUUAAUAAUCCCUUAAUGCAAACGUAUCUACCGAAUUCAAUGAAAAAGGUUCAUUUUCAUCAGGAGUUGCUUGUAUUCUUUUGGAAAAUGUGCGAUUAUAACAAGAAAUUCCUUUACUAUGUACUCAAGAGUUCGGAUGUUCUCGAAGUGCUCGUACCCAUUUUGUAUCACCUCAAUGAUUCCAGAGCUGAUCAGUCACGGGUUGGCUUGAUGCACAUUGGAAUAUUUAUUCUCCUUCUCCUGAGUGGUGAACGUAAUUUUGGAGUCCGACUGAAUAAACCCUACACCGCAUUCACCCCAAUGGACAUUCCAGUAUUUACAGGCACUCAUGCCGAUCUGUUGGUCACCGUCUUUCACAAGAUUAUUACGACUGGUCAUCAAAGACUGCAACCCCUCUUCGAUUGCUUGCUGACCAUCCUUGUCAAUGUUUCACCUUAUUUGAAGACCUUGUCAAUGGUUGCCAGUACGAAAUUGCUGCACCUCCUGGAAGCUUUCAGUACACCAUGGUUUUUAUUCUCCUCCCCCACGAACUACCACUUGGUUUUCUUCCUUCUUGAAAUGUUUAAUAACAUAAUUCAGUACCAAUUUGAUGGUAACAGCAAUCUCGUAUAUACCAUAAUACGAAAGAGGCAAGUGUUCCAUGCUGUAGCUAAUUUGCCCAGCGACUGCAACACGAUCGCUAAGUCUUUAAGCAAGCGACAGAGAAAAUCCAUCUCAGCUAGCACGUCGAACGAAAACGUUAAUGAAAUCGUUAUGGAAGGAUCUCAUCCAGCACAGCCUGCAGAGCCCGGUACCCUGAAAGCUUCAUUGCUAGAAACACCAGGCAUCGAGAAGAUGACUGAGAAGGAAUCUGCUCAUCCACUGAGCCCAUCCGUUGAGAUCGAAGUAGGUAAAGCAACAGUCAGCAGCAAUCGACAAGGUGGUGGCAAUGCACAAGACGAUCUCUUGAGUACGAAUAAAAGGAGUACUGUGAUUCAGAAAGGUGGAAUUCGCGUAGCAGAGCAAUCUGUAUCAUCGAGUGGAGUAAAUCAAUGGGUUCCUUCAAGCGAAUGGGUUCAUCAGUGGAAAAGCAAACUCCCAUUACAGACCAUUAUGAGAUUACUCCAAGUUCUUGUACCUCAAGUGGAGAAAAUUUGUAUCGAUAAAGGUCUGACUGAUGACAGUGAAAUCUUGAAGUUCUUGCAGCAUGGCACAUUGGUAGGAUUGUUGCCAGUGCCUCAUCCGAUCCUCAUUCGAAGGUAUCAAGCUAAUGCUGGGACCACUGCUUGGUUCCGCACUUACAUGUGGGGAGUGAUAUAUUUGAGGAACGUAGAGCCACCAAUUUGGUAUGACACCGAUGUUAAACUAUUUGAGAUACAGAGGGUCUAAAGUUAUGUCCAUUAGGAUCACUGAAAUCCCAUCAUCAUCAUGAUCAUUGAAUUAAAGAGUCCUUGAUUGACAUAUACUUCACCAAGAUGAAAUCUGUUGCAAUCAGGACUCAGUGUGAACAAGAUUACGCAAUGUAAGAGACGAUGACAAAAUCAUCUUUUUCGACAGAAGUGACGUUUACAAAUAGGACAAGAAUAAUGCAGAUUGAAAAGGGCAUGAUAAAUAGAGCGGGACUUUUAACGUUGUUCAGAGAGUUUUUUGAUGUUACAGAAAGUAGAGAAUCCACCAAGGUAUCUAAGGUUAAGCGGUUAGAAUUGUCAUAACACGUGUGGUAUGGUAUACGUACGAAAUACGUAUAUGGAAUACGAUUGGAAAAAAUUGUUUACAGUGAUCGAAGAAAGGCAAAGGUUAUUUUACUACACUUAGGGCUAACUUAAUGGAAUCUCAAUAGAAUGCCCAAUGUCAAUGGCUUUUGUACUUUGCCAUGCCUCUUUAUAUGGAAACCCAUUUUUAUCUGGAUUAAAAUGUUGCACCGAUUAUUGGCUUGAAAGUACUGCAGGAAUAGGUUCAUCUGUACUCGAUGAAUGCUCUUGCAAUGCAUACGAGAUAUUCAUCUAUUUAUUGCAAUUAUAUAAGUAUACAGAUAAAGUAUGUAUAUAUAUAUAGGAAUAUAUUCUCCUUCAUGUUUCAUUGUUGUUAACGGAAUUGCCUUUUUGUUAACAAUGUGUCAGUUACGAGAUCUGUAUUUUACUUUAUCAACUUUUAGUAUUACAGAUGUACGUAAAUUCAUAGACGUCAAAGUGUAGAUACCUUGUUUCUGGAGACAUUUCCGAGAAACUCAUCUUGAUUCCAUUAACUUGAUCUCUGGAAGUGUAAUAUUUUUUUUGCAAAUGUUUCAAUUUGAAUAGUAAUUUAUUAUUAGCCCAUUGCCAAAUAAGCCAAUUAUUCGUUACACAUAGAUGUGUAUUUAUUAAGAAACAUUCAUCGAUUACUCGUGCGCCUAUUCUUAGGAUGUUCGAGAUGAUUGAUUCUUGGAUCGCUAGUGCAGUUGAAGCUCGUCAAAUGAUAAGAUAAGUUAAUGUAAAAAUGGAGUAUUUAUUAUUAUGUACUGUACCCGUACGGCAGUAAGUGCGCAGUGUGUAUACGCGGCGGGUCUCUUGUAUCGGAGAGAGAGAUAUAUAUUACAUCUUUUUGGCCAAUAAAGCUUGGCAUUGAAAAGAGAUUAGGCGCCAGUGUUUAAGCACUACGCUUAUCGCAAUUCUGUAUGACUUCUUAUCCAGUGCAUGUACGUGUCAAGAGUGUGGCUGCAUCGGUGACAUGAGAGCGAUCCCUCAUUCGCCGAGGGGUAAAAUUGUCAUAAUAAAAAAUUGAACGAAUCUAAAUACAUACGCGUCCGUGCUUAUGCAGACUUGAAUUGUAAAGUCUUGCGGAAAUUGUUCUGUAAUUCCCGCUACUGUUCUAAUAAACCGAUCAUUCCACUCUU
Molecule: messenger RNA, 3832 nt
Organism: Orussus abietinus
Lineage: Eukaryota; Metazoa; Arthropoda; Insecta; Hymenoptera; Orussidae
Product: protein HID1
Exons: 12
Coding region: 1-2349 (782 amino acids)
Cellular component (GO): Golgi trans cisterna; Golgi medial cisterna; membrane
Source: RefSeq, a predicted model, not a curated record